Cyclopterus lumpus (lumpfish) is the source of this 1487-nucleotide messenger RNA. RefSeq names its product transmembrane protein 234 (gene tmem234). Bases 70 to 504 code for a protein of 144 amino acids. The transcript has 5 exons. NCBI's taxonomy places the organism in Eukaryota, Metazoa, Chordata, Actinopteri, Perciformes, Cyclopteridae. The record is from RefSeq and is a predicted model, not a curated record.
CAUUUCCGUAAGUUUCACUCAAACCUGAGUUGAAGCAGUCUUGAAUGCGUCUCGAAUGUUGACAUUACGAUGGUGACUGUAGUGGAGCUGCUGGGUCUCGUGCUGGUGUCGGUGCUGUGGGGCUGCACCAACCCCUUCCUCAAGAGGGGCGCGGAGGGCAUCGAGCACGUCCGACACAGCGACAGGGUCUCUCAGCUCCUGGCUGAGGUCAAGUUUCUUUUCCUAAACCUCAAGUACCUGGUCCCAUUUCUCCUGAACCAGAGUGGCUCGUUGGUCUACUAUUAUACACUUUCCACCACAGAGUUAUCGCUCGCUGUUCCUGUGGCCAACUCUCUCACCUUCCUCUGCACUCUGUUCACCGGCAAGUUACUGGGUGAAGAGUUUGGAGGGAAACAGGCUGUCGCAGGAAUGUUCCUCACCAUGGCUGGCAUCACUCUCUGUGUUAUGAGCGCCAUUGAUGGCAACCACACUGAGAAGCCGAAUAUCAUCACGGCUGCACACUAAUUGAGAUGAGGAUUCAAACAAAUCCUUCCGUACCUUCAGGUGAUUCCUCAGGGGGCCAUUUAGAUUCAGACAGUGACUUCUUAGAGUAACGACUGUUGGGAGAAUUGUGCCUAAAUUAAGUCAGUGUGCGCUUCAAAAGACCUGUCCAGAAACCCUGACACCACGUUAAAGGGGAAGUGGGUUUAUGUAGGGUUCACCUCAAGGCCAGACCAGAUUUAUGGGGCUUGCAUAGAAGUUUGUGGUUGUUAACAUUUACUUUUAAGCCCUCAGCUGCCCCGUGAUGUGACUGGCAUCGGCACAAAUUAUAUGGAGCCCACAUACAAAUAAGGCGGUGGUUUGAAAUGGACCAAUUAGAUCCAACUUCUUGGUUUAACGGGGGCAUUUUUACUGCGGCUGCUUGCUGUCCACUGGGUUGUGUGUUUAGGGAAGAGCCGGACACAGAGAGGACACAUGGCUUUUCCUUGCCCUGUGUACAUAAUGUAUUACUGAGAUAGAUAUACCACUGUUAUUUAGUUACCGUGUCGUGUUCCCUGUAAAUGUGUCCAAACCAGUUGCACAUAUUUCAGGAAUAACUGAAAUGUACAUAGUAAUGUAUAUUUUAUUGUCACAAAACACUGUACAGACAACCUUUUUAUUGUUGCGUCUAUUCAGCUGGUGAUUUGGCUGAUAUUUUAUUAAUAAAUUGUUGGCAAAACACGAUGAUCUCCAUCACUGAUUUCUGCAGAUCAGAAGUACAUUUAGGCUUAAAAUGUCCCAAAAAUAUUGUUUCUUAUGUACAUAUAUUGAAUUAACUGCACCAUUGAACAUCUACACACUAUCUGCAUCAGCAUGAUCCCUGUCUUUUGGGGGCUUAUGUCAGAAAAGUACAGUUUUGACUGUAUUGAACUAUAGAGCUUAUUUAUGAUAGUGAGUCCAUCUUUUCUAGUUGUUGUUGUCAUGUUGUCCUAAAAUAAAAAUAAAAAAGUAUGACCAAUUGAAACAUU